CUUCCUAUCUCCUUUAUCCCGCCAGCAUGCCGCCCAAGCCACCCACAUCUCCCACCUCCCAUGACCCACGCCAAAAAAUACUCGUCUUGGGGUGGAGAAAAGCAGGCAAGACUUCCUGCAUCAAGACUGUCUUUCAGCAAGCUCCAGCCCAGGAGGUUCCUCAUUUUGGUGUGACUCAAAAGAUAGAGCAGAUUGACUACAACUCCAUCAUCCCAUUACAGAUAUGGGACACUCCCUCCAACUUUGAGAUUGAUCAGCUCGAGGUCCCCUUGAGCUCAUUCUCCACUAUCGUCUACGUGCUGGAUAUGCAACAAGACGACUCUUACCACGACUCCAUCCGCAAAUUCGUCCACAUCAUGGUCCGCGCCUACCUCUCCAACCCCGCUAUCCGCUUCCACAUGUUCAUCCACAAAGCCGAGAUGCUCUCUGAAGACUAUCGCGGCGAAAACUAUGCCGAGAUCCAGCGUACGACGGCGGAGGAGAUUGAAGAUUUCCGGUAUGGCGAUUUUCAGAGCCUGGCGCCGGGGUGGGAUUUCGAAGAUCCGGGGACGGUUGGGAUGAUUAUCAAUACGUUGAUACCUGAUGUGGUGUAUAGUAUGACAAGUGCGCAUGAUGUGAGUCUGAGGGCGGCUUGGAGCAAGGUCAUACAGGGGAGUAUGGAGAUGUUGCCGGCAGUCGAGUCUUUGUUGCUCGACUUUACUUCUCAUUCAAGUACCGACAAUACCUUCUUGUUCGACAUGAAGUCCCGCGUCAUCCUCGCCACGGACAACAGACACCGCACCGACGAGCUCACAGAGCAAGUCACAGAAUACCUCGCAUCAUUCCUCCAAUUCCAAUCUCUCUACAAAGCUAUCGCCCAACGGCCUGUAGAGGAUAAUGAAGAUGAAGAAGAUGGAGAGGACGAGGAUGGCGAGGGCGAGGAAGAAGGAGGAGACGACGAGGAAGAGGAGGAGGAGGAGGAUGAGGAAGGGAGGGAAUGGUGGGAUGAUGAGGAUCCUGAUGCGCCUUGGAUGACCCAAUCUACGCGCUUACUGCCGAGCACUACACUGGCCAUGUGGCAAUUUACCCCGUAUCUUGCAUUGGUAGUCUUGCUACGGACAGACACUUGGCAAGUCCGCCGAGGGACCAUCGAGUACAACCUCACCUUCUUACGGCAAGGUGUUCGCGAGAUUCUGACUGUGGUCUGAUUAUCAAACAAAAUGAAAAAGGGGAAAUUGUUCUCCGUGUGAUUCAUCGUUGUCAUCAAAAUUCAAAUAUACUUGUAUAUAUAGCAAAACAUAUAACUUACAUGCACGCACCAUCCUCAUG
Molecule: messenger RNA, 1308 nt
Organism: Cryptococcus amylolentus CBS 6039
Lineage: Eukaryota; Fungi; Basidiomycota; Tremellomycetes; Tremellales; Cryptococcaceae
Exons: 7
Coding region: 27-1187 (386 amino acids)
Biological process (GO): regulation of autophagy; cellular response to amino acid stimulus; cellular response to starvation
Cellular component (GO): fungal-type vacuole membrane; Gtr1-Gtr2 GTPase complex; nucleus
Molecular function (GO): GTP binding; GTPase activity
Source: RefSeq, a predicted model, not a curated record